AUGUCCGCCCCGCCUAAAUUUCCCGGGACCGGCCUGGAGGAAGUGAAUGUGCCGGGCCAGAGCUUUCUGCGUGAAGCAUUGUCCUGCUGCGAUGACCCUCUGAAGGCGAUUGAAAACUUCCAGCUCGAAAACGGCAUCCUGUUGCCAUCGCUGCGCCCGAUGCUCCCGCUGCUCGAUUUGCACGGUGUGCGGAGGUUGGACUUUCACACGUCCGUACUGGAGGAACUGCGGGAUAAACUGAUCGCUCACAUCAACGAGGUCGGGGCCAAGGAGGGCCGCGAGAGAGACCGUAAACUGAAGGAGCUGCUGGUGAAAAGUUUCCCCGUGGUGCGCGUUAAAGCCCUACGGCCAGUGGUGAUGUGUAUCCUGCGCAACACGCCCCACAUCGACGACAAAUACUUGCGCAUACUGGUGCGCGAUCGGGAGCUGUAUCAGGACACGGACACGGAAGUGAAGCGGCAAAUUUGGCGCGACAAUCAGUCGCUGUUUGGCGACGAGGUGUCUCCGCUGCUCUCGCAGUAUAUCCGCGAGAAAGAGCACAUUCUGUUCGAUCACCUGAACCUCACGAACCUGUUCUUCACCCCAACGCCGAAGGUGCGCCGGCAGGGCGAGGUGGUGCAGAAGCUGGCCCACAUGAUCGGCAACAGCGUGAAGCUGUACGAUAUGGUGCUACAGUUUCUGCGGACACUGUUUCUUCGCACUCGGAACGUGCACUACUGUACGCUGCGGGCGGAGCUGCUGAUGGCGCUGCACGAUCUGGAGGUGCAGGACAUCAUAUCGGUGGACCCGUGCCACAAGUUUACGUGGUGUCUGGAUGCUUGCAUCCGCGAGAAGAAUGUCGAUAUUAAGCGAUCGCGCGAGCUGCAAGGGUUCCUCGACAACAUCAAGCGUGGCCAGGAGCAGGUGCUGGGCGAUCUGUCGAUGACACUGUGCGAUCCGUACGCGAUCAACUUCCUGGCCACGUCGGCCAUCAAGAUUCUGCAGCAUCUGAUCAACAACGAGGGUCUGCCGCGCGAAAACACGAUCCUCAUCCUGUUGCUGCGCAUGCUGGCGCUGGGCCUUUCGGCGUGGAUUAUGAUCGAUUCGCAGGACUUUAAGGAACCCAAGCUGGACAGUCAGGUGGUGACGAAAUUUUUGCCCGCCCUCAUGUCCCUGAUGGUGGACGAUCAGGUGCGAAACCUACACUCGAAGUUUCCACCGGACGAGCGCGAAAGUGCCAUCACGAUCAUCGAACAUUCCGGACCGGCGCCCGAUGCCGUCGAGGCGUACAUUCAGGAGAGCGCGGUGGCUUCGAUUCUGGCCAUGUACUACACGCUGCACACGGCCCGCCAGAAGGAUCGCGUGGGAAUCCUGCGCGUCAUGGCGAUACUGUCGUCGUGCAAGGACGAUCGGGCGUACGAGGAUCCGUUCCUGCACUCGCUGAUCGCGCUCAUCAUUCCGAUGUCGGACGAGUUUGCGAACGAAGACUUUUGUACCGGACUGUUUGACGAGUUCCUGUUCGCGGGGCUUACGCGUGACAACGUGACGCGCCACAUGCUCAAGCUGCUCUGGUACAUUCACCAGAAGCUACCCCAGGCCCGACUGAUGACCCUGAUGAAGGCGCUGCAACCGACGGCCCAGCAUCACGAGAGCGUUCACAAACUGUACGAAAACCUGCAGAAACGGGUCGGGGCACUGCACCAGGAGCCGGCGCCCGAACCGAUGGAGACGGAUUUCGACUCACCGUUGAAGAGUGUCCCCACACCAGGGCCCCACUAUGUUAGCUAACGGGAAGGACGUAUCAGCGAAAUAUAAAUGCCCGGACAGUGAGGCAAAGUUCAAAUUUGCUCCCUUCUUCUUUAUUGGCAG
Anopheles bellator is the source of this 1848-nucleotide messenger RNA. It is a transcript of the gene NELF-B, whose product is annotated as negative elongation factor B. Lineage: Eukaryota; Metazoa; Arthropoda; Insecta; Diptera; Culicidae. Gene Ontology annotation, biological process: negative regulation of transcription elongation by RNA polymerase II. Gene Ontology annotation, cellular component: nucleus; NELF complex. The transcript has 2 exons. The record is from RefSeq and is a predicted model, not a curated record. The coding region runs from base 1 to 1767 and encodes 588 amino acids.